This is a messenger RNA of Aspergillus chevalieri, 633 nucleotides long. RefSeq lists its product as uncharacterized. The record is from RefSeq and is a predicted model, not a curated record. Bases 1 to 633 code for a protein of 210 amino acids. The transcript has 2 exons. NCBI's taxonomy places the organism in Eukaryota, Fungi, Ascomycota, Eurotiomycetes, Eurotiales, Aspergillaceae.
AUGCGUUGUUGGAACUUGGCGAUAUGCGUCCUGGGACCGGUUGUUGAGACGCAUUUGGACAUUUUCACUGCGCUGGCGCUUCGGAAGGUGAAAGAGUGGAAACCAGACUAUGAUGAGUAUACCGAGGAUCCUACUGGGUCGACUGAACCGUUCAAAAUCUUGGCGUUCAGGAAUCUCAUUCAGAAGUGUCAGAACAAAGAAAGAAAAAAAGUGCCACAAGGGAAUCCGAGACCAACAUUGCCAUUCUCCAGACCCUUGUAUCUACCUUAUGAAAUUCGGUGCCUCAUAUUGGACUGCUUGGAUUACACUGAUAUUCCUAUCCUCAAAAGUGCCGUGCAAUACCACAUUGGGGAGUCCUACUGGCGCGCACGUAUGGCGUUCUAUCUCAUUGGAAUAAACGACGAGCUUUCCCGAAUUGAAAACGAAGAGAUUGCUUGGGAACAUCUGUGCUUGGAAACCGAAAAGCUAGACGCAACAACUGACAUCUUCAAGACUUGUCGUCGAGCAAUUCGCAUUUUGACUGUGAUCAAAGAAAAGCUCUUCAAGAUGCUCCAUGAAGGGUACAUCCCGGCUCUCAAAGAUGUCAUUAAUGACGUCCAAGGAGAUGAUACGGGAAUAUUGGGAUUGGGAUAA